AUGACCAACAUUACCGACAUUGACAAAUGCAAAUGUUCUGCAAUCAGCUCAAAAAAAAAAGCCCUAAAGACUUUACUAUAUAUUUUCAAGAGAGUAAUGACAUCUCCAUUGUUUAAUGAAGAUGACAUUGUAAAGGAUAUUAUUGUUCAAAGUAACAGACAUUUUGAAAGUUUGCUGCUAUUCAAUAAUUUAGUUCGUUUUAUUUCAAUAGCGGACCGAAAAAAAACUUUUUUUUUAAAAAAAAAAGAGGUCUUUGUUGAUUAUUUCAAAUUGUAUGUGUUGGUCUUUAUUAUGCAGCAGCAAUAUUUGAUUCAGAUCUACAACAAAGACUUGUAUUAUUUAUCUAUUGAAAAAAGGGAGGUCAAGUACAAGUGUACAUCAUUCUAAUGUAACAUUGAAAGCACAAACAUAGGUCUAGCCUUUUGUAUUUUUUUUUUUUUUGGUAAAUAUGAUAUUUCUAUACUUUAUCAUAUGUUGGCUUUUAUUAAUUAUUUAUUCUAUUAAUAGUGUAUGCUUCUUUUGUAAAUGGAAUACUUUUCUGUUGAUCACUUCAAUUGCUACUAUUUUUUGUUUUGUUCUGUAUGAUAAUCCUUGCAAUCUCUGUGUUCUUUUUCUUUUUUUUUCCC
Messenger RNA from Cokeromyces recurvatus, 626 nucleotides. RefSeq lists its product as uncharacterized. The record is from RefSeq and is a predicted model, not a curated record. The transcript has 8 exons. The coding region runs from base 1 to 387 and encodes 128 amino acids. NCBI's taxonomy places the organism in Eukaryota, Fungi, Mucoromycota, Mucoromycetes, Mucorales, Mucoraceae.